AUGUCCACCCCCGACCCACCUACAUGGGCCCCACCCAACGAUGUAGAAGAAUUCAAGCGGCAGUAUGAGGUCGACGCUGCCGACUUAUUUAACAACAUCGCCAUCCUUGUCCAGCGCAUCCGCCUCCAGAGGGAUACCUUUAGUACACAACUCGCCACCGCCAAUGAAACCAUUGACAACCUUGAGGAGCAGGUAACCCAGCUCAACCUCGACCUCAAUGUCGCUUGCGCUGCCCCCGCCCCUGCCGCCUCUGCCCCCGUUGCCGCUGCUCCCCCACCCACUACUGUCCCCGCCUUCAGGUCUGAAAAGUUCCCAGACCCUGAAAAAUUCGACGGCACCCCAAAAGUUAUCUAUGCCGUCAGCUGCUUGGAAGGAAGGGCCCUUGACCAGGUCGUUCCACUUGUUAACGCUAACCCUGCUGCCCCCUUCUCCUCCGUCACUGCCUUAGUCACCCACCUGGAAGCCUCGUUUGGAGACCCAGACCCCCGGGGUACCGCCCGUCGCCAACUCAUCGCCCUGAAGCAAGGCAAAGGGGACUUCGCCACCUAUUACUCACAGUUCCUCCGUAUUGUAGCCUACCUAGACUACAACGAAGGAGCCAAGAUCGAUGCCCUGGCCGGAGGACUGUCGGAAGACCUGAAGGAUGCUAUGACAUACCGGACAGGCAGGCCUAACACGGUAGAGGCAUACGCUACCAUGUUAAUGACAAUCGACAACCAGGUUCGGGGCCGUAAAGCUGAACAAAGGGCCAUCCGCCUCGCCCCAAUGGACCUCUCCGCCCUCCAGGUCCGUUCCGCUCAACGCCCUGCCGCCGAACAAAGAUACACCUUUGUUAAUGGAAAACGCAAAACCUCUGCCGCCGAGAAAUAA
Messenger RNA from Morchella sextelata, 870 nucleotides. RefSeq lists its product as uncharacterized. The transcript has 3 exons. Lineage: Eukaryota; Fungi; Ascomycota; Pezizomycetes; Pezizales; Morchellaceae. The coding region runs from base 1 to 870 and encodes 289 amino acids. The record is from RefSeq and is a predicted model, not a curated record.